AUGCGUAAGGCAGUAAUAGGAAUUAAUUGGGUAUACCAUUUAGCCUCAGACAUAGGAGGAAUGGGACUUCUUCAUGAAUCAAACAACUUUGUUUCAUACAGAAAUAACCAUUUAGUCACAACCAACAUAGUGCAAGCUUCAAUUGAAGCUGGAAUAGACAGAUUUUUUUAUGCAUCAUCAGCGUGCACCUACUCACGUGAGAAACAGCUGAAUCAGGAUGAAGAAAACGAUGUAUGGUACCUCAAUAAUGGAUCUAGUCCUCAAGGCUUAUACGUUAAUGAACAUGGCUAUUAUGAAAUAGAGCUAAAGAAUUCUGAUAAUCAAUUCCAAAGUUUUUUAUAUAUCAAAGAUUGUAUCGAUGCCAUAGUUAAUUUAAUGGAAAGUGAUUAUUCAAAACCAUUAAACAUUGGAUCUGACAAUACUUUGUCAAUAAGAGAACUAGCUUAUAUUGCUUUCGAAACUAUUGGAAUAAAAACAAGAGAACAAGUCAAAUUGAUAACGGAUGAUACCAAAUCUGUCGGUAUUCAUUCAGAUACACUUAUUAAUCAAGUUCUAGGAUGGACACCUGAAGUGUCUAUGGAAAAAACGGCGAUGUGGAUAAAAAAUGAGAUUGAGAAAGAGCUAAAUAAAUGUGAAAAUGA
Messenger RNA from Racocetra fulgida, 641 nucleotides. The record is from the annotation of a GenBank genome assembly. NCBI's taxonomy places the organism in Eukaryota, Fungi, Glomeromycota, Glomeromycetes, Diversisporales, Gigasporaceae.